AUGCGAGUGACCGCCUCAUUACAGUCCACGAAUCCGGCCGGGCCGCAUCUGUUUCCGUCAGGCCUCUUCUUGCUGCGUCGGGCUCGGUCCAGCGUUUUCAAGCUGGACGAAGAAGAGACGAGUGGGCCCGUGGGCCCAGCCUUGGUGCUGAGACUCAGAACUUCUGGCCUUGCAGAGCACAGAACAGAUAGCAACACAGGUUCUUCAGACGGACACCUCAGCACCGGACAGUGCCACUCACACAAUGAGAGUCUCCCAGCGUGCAACGACAACAGGAGAAAAGAGGAGGAGGACAACAGAGGAGGAGAGGGCAGUGAGGAGGACCAAGAAGAGAGGAGCAGCGACGAGGGCUUCAUGGGCAUGACGCCGCUUCUGCAAGCUCACCACGCUAUGGAGAAGGUGGAGGAGUUUGUACACAAGGUGUGGGAGGGUCGGUGGCGUGUCAUUCCUCACGACGUGCUCCCCGAUUGGCUGAAGGACAACGACUUCCUGCUCCACGGCCACAGGCCGCCCAUGCCUUCUUUCCGCGCCUGCUUCAAGAGCAUCUUCCGAAUCCACACGGAGACGGGCAACAUCUGGACGCACCUGCUAGGCUGCCUGUUCUUCCUCUGCCUGGGCCUGAUGUACAUGUUCCGACCCAACAUGUCCUUUGUGGCGCCGGUCCAGGAGAAGGUGGCCAUCGGGAUGUUCUUCCUGGGCGCCAUCCUCUGUCUGUCCUUCUCGUGGCUCUUCCACACCGUCUACUGCCACUCGGAGGGCGUGUCCCGAGUCUUCUCCAAGUUGGACUACAGCGGUAUCGCCUUCCUGAUCAUGGGCUCGUUUGUGCCGUGGCUCUACUACUCCUUCUACUGCUCCCCUCAGCCUUGCUUCAUCUACCUGAUCGUGGUGUGCGUGUUGGGGCUGGCCGCCAUUACCGUGUCCCAGUGCGACUUCUUCGCCACGCCGCAGUACAGAGGAGUCCGAGCCGGUGUGUUUGUGGGCCUGGGCCUGAGCGGCGUGGUGCCCACCCUUCACUUUGUCAUCAGCGAGGGUCUAAUCAAGGCCACCACCAUUGGACAGAUGGGCUGGCUUUUCCUCAUGGCCACACUCUACAUCACCGGAGCCUGCCUGUACGCCGCUCGCAUCCCAGAGAGGUUCUUUCCUGGCAAGUGCGACAUCUGGUUCCACUCUCACCAGCUGUUCCACAUCUUGGUGGUCGCCGGCGCUUUCGUUCACUUCCACGGCGUCUCCAACCUGCAGGAGUUUCGCUACACAGCCGGAGCGGGGUGCACCGAGGACGGCAUGCUCUAACACGCACGCACGCACGCACGCACGCACACACACACUCACUAUUCACUUGUACCUUACUACAGGGAGCCAGCGCUUCUUUCUAAUAGCGCACACACUCGCUAAAGUGGCUCACUGUGUCACAAGUUGGCCUUGCAGGAGACAGGAGAACGUUCUAGCGUUCCAUCUCGACCGCCUUUUGCGGCUGUUGCGUCAACUCUAAAAGCACUUCUAAACCACCUACAAUAUCGACACAUUUUGGACAUUUUCAUGAUUUUUAUUGCGGAGGCAACAUUUUUUCUAUUAAAAAAGGACAUUUUGGGGUGUGCUUGUUUGUUUGGAUGCUGUUUUCUAAUUCAUACAAAAAAAGAACAAAAAAUGUACUUGAAUAUCUUCCAUGAUUGUGAAGGUCACGGGUGGGGGGGGGGCGCUCUUCAGGGUGGAUUUCAUAGUCACUUUUAAAUAAAAUAAAAAAAAAAUAAACUUUUCCAUGUAAAUAAGAUUUCUAAAUGUGGGUUAUAGAUUUGUAUGAAAUAUAAAUAAAUAAAUAUAUAUAUAUAUAUAUAUAUAUAUAUUCAAAAUGAACAAAAAAAUAAUAGCUAUGUUGGUGAGGAUAGGGGUCGCUGCAGUUAUUUCACUUAUGCAAGAGAAGAGGAGUUGAACUUUUAAAACAGCCCAGUCACUUUUUUCUCAUGUUUGUGCUUGGAACCAAAUCUUAAGUUAGCGCUCAGACUGAAUUCUUAAUAAGUAGCACUUUUCAUUCAUCUUGUUUUUCUGUUCUAUAAGCCACCAAUACAACCUUUUUUUUUUUUUUUUUAUCAAGGAGAACCAGACCAAAAAAACACAGAGCGGUUAAUUAACAUGAAAAGAUACCAAUGGACUGCUGAAUUGUUCCUACCUAUCUAACGUUGACAUGUUAUUGUUCUCUUGUUUGGCAUCAAUUGGUGAUACAUUGAUUUGAUGAAAAAAUAUGAUUUUCUUUCUCAUGAUGGAUUUUAUUCUAUUGACUUUGUAUUAAUUUAUUGCAAUUGGGGCGUGGUUGUAGGUUGAUGGGAGUGUUUGCUUCACAGACCUUUACAUCUGCUGUAUUGUUCUAAUAAAAUGCUUUUUUGGAAUUGUACUUGCUGUGUUGUUACAUUUCUUAGCUACGGAGCACCCGGGGGGACCUGGAUAAAAAGUUAUACAUAAAAAAAUUGCGAGAGCUCGCAAAACAUUUGCUAGAUCUCGCAAAACUUACCUUGCGAAAUUUUCUAAACUAUGUGAAGCUACUUCUGCCGUACAUCACAAACAGGAAGUCUUGCUCUUAUAGUUGUUACACACUAACGACACCUUUUCUCGCCAUUAUCAUCUGUUAACGUCAAUGAUGACACUUUGAUCAGGAAUUAUGAUUAGACACUUUACGCCUACUGUCAAAUAUGUGAGCUACCGUUAGGCAAGCACUUGUUUCGAGUAGGAUCGGUCAGUGACGGACACAUUUCCUGCCGUCUGCGAUGUGGAGAACAGCGAGUGAGCAAGAUGGAGGUGUUGCUGUACUUCUUGCUGGUCUCAGAGCCCAGGGUGACAAACCGGAGCAGGAAGAGGGACAGGCUGGAACACCAGAUGACUAACUCCCAGUUGUAGUGACACUCCAGGAACGUUUCGUGCACAUGCAGCAACUGCAACAACAGCAAGAUGAAGACCACAGAAAGUGUUAACAAGAAGGCAGAGGACACAAUCACGUCCACAGAGCGCUGAGGACCUCGACGCUGCAACACAACAACAUAGAGGACACACAAUGAAGACAACAAGUCCAGUGACGAGUCCAGUGCAGUGUGAUAGGUGGUGUCACAUGACGACACGCCCCCUUCCACCUCUCCACGAAACUGCGUAUGAGUCUUGAAAUUGUGUAAAUGGGUCCAGUAAAAGCAGACUUAUGGUCAACAAGGUUCACCAUGAUUUAGUCAUUGUGUCGUCGUGUUUAUUCAUCGCUUGGAGAUCGUCAUCAAUCAAAGAAAGCAUUAGACGCAGUUGGGCAGCAGAGGGAGUGGGGGCAUGGUAAGCCAACACUGCCAUCAAGGAUGUCAAAUAAUGAUUUGGAUUUUUUUUUUGUCUUUGAAGUUAAAUAUUUAUGAUAAACAUUUUAUAUUUGCAUUCUCAGUUCAUUACACCCAUUAAGCAUUUUUACAGGAAAAAAAUAGCCAUGCUUUAAUGUGUAAGAAUGUCAACUAGGCUGUACUGAAAAAAGGUUUUAUGGUGAAAUAUAAAAAGGUAGACACAAAAGUACGUAAAAGCGCUAAAUCCUACCCCAGACUCCUAAGGGUUAAAGGUCGUAGAUAAGAGGUUCACUGACCUUGAGGUAGGAGCGUAGCGACAACCAUAUCUUGAUGUUUUGCACUUUCUUCAGUCGAAAAUGAGGAACUUCUGACUUCCGGGCUCUGCGGGCUGAUGUCAGGUGACCAAACAGUUUGGCAAACAGUAGCCUCUGAAACACACACGCGCACACACACACACAUUAAACAAUCAUUGAUAACACCUUAAAAGAACACAUGUAUUUAUGAAUUGUCACCUGCUUGUAGGUCCUCUCUGCAACGCUGAGCAGGAAGAAGAAGAGCCAGAUGAGGCACACGCGCACCAUGAAACUCACGGUUACCAUGGUGACCACCAAGGCAUCCGACCCGGAGCCGCCGGCCAGUGCCACAGACAGCAGCUCGUUGGCCGAGAGCGUGGUCAGCUGGUCCAAGUCGCGGUGCUGAGCCAGCCUGCACAGGAAGACCAUGUUAAAGAGAAACAUAAACACGUGUCUUUUUAAAGGACGUGCAGCCACCUGUAGGCAAAGGGGGUAAGUCCCAGUGUGACUGACACCAGAUUCCCAAACACCUGGUAACCAAUCCCUGGAGUGUAAAGAUUCACCUGCACACAAAUGUUCAAAUGAGCUCGUAUUCUCUGACCUACAGUAUUUUUCAAUGACAGUGUUUUACUUCACUCACUCGGUUCAUGAUCAUGCCACUGAUCUCCAGGACGGACAUGUCGGCCUUCUUGCACUCGUUGCCCUCCCACACGAUGGCGCUCACCCUCUCCAAGCCUGGGUUGGAGCUGUGUAGCCACGGGGCGUGGCCCUAGGGAUGCAAGAUGUUCGUUACUCAUUGACACAUCUUUCCACUGAAUGAUGCCAAAGUGGUGUUUGACAUACCUGAUGGAAAGGGUCGUCCCUGUAUUCCUUCUUGGUGGGAGGACAUAUGGGCGCGCCUCCACCUUCCCCCUCCGUCUCCGAGGUGCAGGACGACCGGCACUCGGCACAGUGCAGGAAGUCCUCCCACAGCAGGUCCUCUGUCUCUGACUCGUGGCGAGUGCUCUCCGAGUCCUGAGUCCUCAGGCUGGAGCAUCUGGAGCUACAGCUGGUGCCAGAUUUGGGAACGUCCUGAGACACAAAAAAAUGAACGCUAAAAAUAUGGCACACGUGUUUGCAAUUUUCCUCUGCUCUCGGUAUCCUGAGCGAGCAUGCCGAGGUUUUUGGAUCCGCCGAUGGAUUAAAUGUACAAAUGGCGAUGCUUAUCAUACGUACCGUAACUGGCGAGGAGCCAUCACAUUGCAGUCCUUCUACGACAGUUGCGCUGCACAGGUGUCAGGUGUUUGUGUCAAAAUUGAACACCUCCACCCCCCACAUUUUUUCCUUUUUCCAAAUUUGCCAAAAAUCACAACUUUAUUCCUUGUUUUGUUUUUUUGUCAUAAUAUUACAUCUUUAAAAAAAAAUAAGGCCUUUUUUUCUUUGAUAUUUCAACUCUAUGCUACUAAAAUGUUAUUUUUCCUCGUAAUAUGAUGACUUUAUUCUCAUAACAUUGAGACUUUAUUUCUUGUUAGAAUAUGACGUUUUUCUCCUAAUAUUUUAAUUUUUUUCCGGUCGUAUUUCUGCUGGGUUUUUUUCCAUUUCUGCUGCUGCUUUUUUAAAAAUGUACAAAUAAUUCAACCUUCUUCUUGGAAAUCGUCUUCUGGUAAUAAUAUGACUUUAUUCCCAUAAUAUUAUAACUUUUUCCCCAACCUAAUUUUCCAAAAAAUUACAACUUCAUUCUUUGCUUUGCUUGUUUCACAUAUUACGAGUUUAAAAACAACUUUAUUUUCUUUAAUAUUCCAACUACUAAAAUACUA
Molecule: messenger RNA, 5388 nt
Organism: Dunckerocampus dactyliophorus (ringed pipefish)
Lineage: Eukaryota; Metazoa; Chordata; Actinopteri; Syngnathiformes; Syngnathidae
Product: adiponectin receptor protein 2-like
Exons: 10
Coding region: 1-1290 (429 amino acids)
Biological process (GO): adiponectin-activated signaling pathway
Cellular component (GO): plasma membrane
Molecular function (GO): signaling receptor activity
Source: RefSeq, a predicted model, not a curated record